AUGCUUCCCAACUACAACAACCACUGGCAAGAAGCCAGAAAUAGAAACACUAAUCGUCAACCAAACCAAUAUCACGUACCCUACAAUGGCCCUGUCUUCCAUCGACCUCUACCACCUACCAAUCGCCGACCACCAACCAACGCAUCCAGAUAUAUCCCACCCCAUCGCCGACCUACCUACAACACAGCCUACCAAUCAAGAGGUAACCAUCGACCUGACCAACAACAGAAACGACUACCAGCCCACCGACGCCAACCAGUCCCCACUCAUAAGGAGGAAGAACCCUUUGUGAAGGUGUUCUUCCAAGUUUUGCAGUGCCUCCAUCAUUUGGCAAUCCUUACCCUUCAACAGCAAGGCCAACCAGCGUUUACCUUCAAACGCAAAGUCUCUGAGUUGGAUAGUUUUAUCCGUCCAGCAAUGAAAACAUCAGCUGUCGACGCGAAUAUUAGAUCCCUCAAUCGGACAUGGCUCUGUAAGGUUACGCAGGUCCUGAUCGACCAUUACCAAACCACACUUCAAGAGAAGCUGACCACCAUUCGUACCAAGUCUUUAUCAUCACCUGCCGUCGACCGCAUCGUUUCUCAUGCCCUGUCCUGGGCCCGUCGCUCCUAUGGGAAACGUCUCACUCAAGCUGUAAUUUCCAAAUUCUACCAAACAAUCAACGAAACAAAAACCAGAGUAACCAUAUCUCUACCAACUGAAAUGGACACUACACCUGCACCAUCUAGAGCUACCACGCUGCCGAACCAAACCCCUAAACGAGCCCGAAGUUCACCUACUCCUGGUCCAGCAGACAUAGGUAAACGCUCUCUUAGAGAGGGCACACCCCUUCUCUUUUCACUUUCAGACUCGUCUUCCCCUUCCACACCAUCUGAAUCUUCACCACGUGAUCCAGGAUCCGCCAACCUUUCUUCCUUCUGUGCGUUUUUGGACCAGCAAACCACCCCUCAGUCUCCAUCCAAGUCGAGACAUGUAUCCAUACCUUCCCCUCCUCGAACCAGAUCCCAGUCCGUUCCCAAUGCUACUAUUCUAACAACUACCAAACCAGUACCAAUCACACCGUCGACGACCAUUAUAUCCGCUACCAAACCGUAUUAUCACCAAACCAAGGACAAAUCAUUAUGGAAACUACCUGCUCUAAAGAAAUCAACCUUAAUAAUUGGAUCAUCUAACCUGAAUCGAAUUACCAAAACCAGUUCGGACACCGAAAUACAUUCUUACCCCGGUGCCCAAAUCCAUCACAUACAGUCAAUCCUGGAAUCAUACGACCAUGAUCCCAAACCUACUACCAUUAUUCUUCAUGAUUCGGAUGUGUCAGAAAGUGAUUUUGUGUCAUCAAGUACCACGCAGGACAUCACAGAAACUAACUUUCACGAAGUCAGAGAUAUCCCAGUGGCUUCUAGUAAAGAUCACAGCUGGAAAACACAGCAUUUGCUCGACGAACACAAGGAUAGGUUCCAAUGGAAUUUUCAUUUUGACAAUCAUGCUGAUAUACUAUCUGAUCCAAUAGAAUUGAUUGAACUCUUCUAUGACGAUGAGGUUAUACAAAUCCUGUGUAACCAGAGCAUCCGAUAUGCUGGUCAGAAAGGAAAACAGUUCUUUUUAGUUGAUCCUGAAGAAUUGCAGGCGUUUGUAGCUAUACUUUUGGUUUCAGACUUCAUAUUAGGAUGUUCGCAAUGA
Lottia gigantea (owl limpet) is the source of this 1680-nucleotide messenger RNA. RefSeq lists its product as hypothetical. Lineage: Eukaryota; Metazoa; Mollusca; Gastropoda; Lottiidae. The coding region runs from base 1 to 1680 and encodes 559 amino acids. The transcript has 2 exons. The record is from RefSeq and is a predicted model, not a curated record.